Dromiciops gliroides (monito del monte) is the source of this 1413-nucleotide messenger RNA. Its product is annotated as zinc-alpha-2-glycoprotein-like. Bases 110 to 1177 code for a protein of 355 amino acids. Gene Ontology annotation, biological process: immune response. Gene Ontology annotation, cellular component: external side of plasma membrane. The record is from RefSeq and is a predicted model, not a curated record. Lineage: Eukaryota; Metazoa; Chordata; Mammalia; Microbiotheria; Microbiotheriidae. The transcript is spliced from 7 exons.
CUCCGGGCGGCGCGGCACAGAUGGUCUGACUCACUCCAAAGGUGGCCUAAAUCGGUUUGCAUGCCAUAAUUGGGCUGGUGUGGAGGAGCCCAGUCACCUAUAGAACAAGAUGGGAAACUGGAGGAGGAGGUCAUUCUCAUCAUGGAUGCUUAUUCUGAUGCUGUUUGCUUUCAGGAAGACACAAGCAGUCUACCAUUGGCAUGAACAUAAGUUCACUAUAGUGGGUACACGCUACUCUCUCUUGUACUUCACUGGUGUUGGUGUUAUUGAUGACAUUCAGUGGCUUUCUUAUGAUAAAAUGAACCAUCAGGCUACAAUCAAGGCAGACUGGAUUUCUGAUGUCCUGCGGACCAACCUAAUUGAGGAGUGGAGUCAUUUGAUAAAAAUCCAUGAGGGGGACGCCCAAGCCUUGAUCCAAUUCUUAACAGCUGAUGACUCCAAGCUCAAAAGAAAUUACACACUGCAGUAUUUUCUAGGCUGUGAAUUGGAUGAUACCAUCCAGUUGAACAGCAAGGUACAAUUUGGCUUGGAUGGAGAGAAUAUGAUUGAGAUAGAUGAUCACCAAGAAAACUGGGUGGUCCUAAACCCUAGGGCACAAAACUUGAAAUACAUUGCAGAAAGCCUCUUCUGGACCAAUGUGAGAAAAGACUACGUUAAGAAAUAUUGUGUUGGAAUGGUUCAGAACUUCCUUCGGAAUUCAAGCAUGAAAGAAAAUUUGCCACCCGAGGUAUAUGUGUCCCACCAUGAUUCACCCAAUGGCACCAUCACCUUAUCCUGCUUGGCCACAGGCUUUUACCCCAGAUCUAUUUUGUUAAUAUGGAAGAAGACUACUGAACAGGCUACAUGGGGGAAGGAGAGCUCCAGUGGCACCCUGCCCAAUACUGAUGAUACCUUCUACCUUCAAGUCACCCUGGAGCUCCUUCCAGGGGAUUCAGGAGCAGGUUACAAUUGUGUGGUGGAGCACAGUGCAAUGGAGAAACCAGCUGUGUACCCUGUUCCUGUAAAGCCUCCUAAGAAGUGGCCUUGGGCCAUGGUCAUAAGCAUCCUAGUAGUCUUCAUCCUGGGGCUGAGCUGUGCUAAAGUUUUCUCCACAUGGAAUAAUAAGAAGAAGACAGGGAUGACUUCACAAUCUCAAUUAGAAGGACCCAUUUCUUCUCCAACUAUUCAUCUUCAGUGAAGGAAGUCUACUGUGCUGACACCUGAUAUCACUUCAUCUAAUUUUCAGAGAAGUUGUUGCAUAUCCAUGUCUAUAAUGCUUGCCCUCCUCAUCUCCACCUCUGAGAACCUUUACCUCCCCUCAGGCUCCACACUGGCACCACCUCCUCCAUGAAGUCUCUCCUGAUCUUUCCAGUUUUUAUGGCUCUCUCCCUUCUUGUAUACAUUAGAAUUAAUUAUUGGGGUCUGUGUUUUAUA